AUGGCUGCUGAUGAGAAAAAGCUCUUGAUCGAAUAUAAUAAGAUGAGAGAAUCUGGCUGCUUGUUGGAAGGAAAGAGCGAAACAGCCUGGCUGAGGCCACAAAGGAGACAUUAUCCUCAAUCUAAUCGCACCUCGGUAGAGAAUUAUGGAGAAGAAAAGCAUGAAUACGUCAGUGGCAGGACCUCUUGGAUAACAAUCUUCCCUCCUGAACAUAAGGAAAAGAGGCAUUUUCCAGAAAAAAACAACGCAAUAUUUGGAUGACCUGCCUCUCAAAUGUUGUUUCUGCUGGAGUAUGGGGCGUUUUCCAUGAG
Rhineura floridana is the source of this 311-nucleotide messenger RNA. It is a transcript of the gene SPATA45, whose product is annotated as spermatogenesis associated 45. The transcript is spliced from 2 exons. Lineage: Eukaryota; Metazoa; Chordata; Lepidosauria; Squamata; Rhineuridae. Bases 1 to 261 code for a protein of 86 amino acids. The record is from RefSeq and is a predicted model, not a curated record.